Molecule: messenger RNA, 4649 nt
Organism: Bombus pyrosoma
Lineage: Eukaryota; Metazoa; Arthropoda; Insecta; Hymenoptera; Apidae
Product: follistatin-A
Exons: 6
Coding region: 2099-3391 (430 amino acids)
Biological process (GO): anatomical structure development
Molecular function (GO): collagen binding; calcium ion binding; protein binding
Source: RefSeq, a predicted model, not a curated record
GCGAGUCGCUGCCGCAGCCGCAGCCGCGAUCGCGCGCUCCAAGAAGGGAAGUGGGGACAACAUAACACAGCGCGGCCGCGUGUGCAGACCGCUUUUGCAGAGCUUCGCUCGGCACACGGGGAAACGUUCCGCCUUGUACCGCUGCUGCUGGCUGCUGGCUGCUGCUGCUGGCUGCUGCUACUAGCUGCUGCUGCUGCUGCUGCUGCUGCUGCUGCCGCUGCUGCCUGCCGACUGUCGACUGUCGACUGCUACUCUCAGUCUGCCGGGCGGCCUCGUGCGCGCUUGGUUUCCAUCCGACGAAUCCGCGCGCCACGAAACUACCCGCGCUCGUUCUCGAGGCGGAACGGUCGAGCAAACGAUUACGAACGAACGAGCUAUAGGAGACGAGACGAAGGCGAGCGAGCGGGCGAGCGAACGAACGAACGGACGAGCUCUCACAGGCCGUCGUCGUCGUCGUACGUUACACCGCCGCCGAAAGCAUCGGCUCGGAAAACGAGAGGUGCUCGUCGUCACUCCUCGCCGGACGAUCGACGAGGAUCCGUGAGUGAGGCAGGUCGAGGAGCCGGCUCUCGUUCGCCGCGCGAAUCGUUGACGGCUCGAUAGCCGCCAAAGAGACCCCAGGGUGACCGCGUUUUCGCGCCUCGCCGCUGUUCUUCGUCGCUUAUCGUGUCCACGUGUUCCGCCAACUUUCACGAUUCGUCACGGUCGCAGGAACGGGGAAAAAGUAAAGAAAAAUAAGGAGGAAAAGUCGAAGGGACAGAAAUGAGAGGAUGAUGUUAGUACGCGGGUGGUGAAUCAUCGAGUGACGUGAUCAUGAGACGAUUUUCAGUUCGGAAGCGGAAGACGCGUGUCUUUUGAAAUAAAAAGAGGAAAGAACAUAGACAGAGAGACGGAGCUCGAGAAAGUAAGCCGCUGGUGGUACACAGGACAGGACACUCUGUUGGUGCUGUUUCAGGCUGGGGACCACACGCCGGAACGAAACGGAACAGAAACACGUCGCUUCUUCUACAGGUGUUUCGAAUCGAUUUCUCGGCUUCCGCCAAACGCUCUUUUCCCCUCGUUGUCGCGCCGUGCUUUUCCUCGUGGAUGGUGUGAUGUUCAGUGAGUUUCCUUCACCGGACACGUGAUCCGCUACUCUCGCACUGAUCCUGUCUCUCGCUCUCGUCGCGUGCCUCUUUCGGCAUUACAGUUUCUCUCGACAGUCGUGUUUAUCGGACGUGAAGUUUCACCGGGCACACGGACUCCACGCGGAUCGUUAAUAUUCCAUCGAGAACGAGAAAGAACGGUGUCCCUUUACUGUAAGCCAGUUGUCUUAGAAUCUGACACGAGUGUCGAUUAUUUCGAAUCAUUCUAAUUCCGUUCUAUGUGACACAAAAUUAAGCAAGAAGAAAGAAAAGAAAAAAGAGACGAUCGUAAAAUUUUCAAUCGCGAGGAAGUCGGUAAAAUACAAGGCGAUCGUUUCGAUGGAUCUUGACAGGCGGUGUGUCGCGUCACAACGACGUGUACGUGAAACUUUCUCGCGAAAAUGCAACCGAUAUUAAUCGCGUGCGAUCUCGCGUGGCACCGUCUCUGCGCGUCCUUAUAGUCGCGUGACACCGAUUCUCGGCGCAGAGCUCAGGUUGGACGUGGAACGGGCCGCCCCGUAACCGAAUUUUACGUCUUACGCACAGAGGCAGAUGGGACGUUACGUGAAAGACAUAUAAACAAAAUUUCGGAAUUCAGAAAAUCUUUCCGACUCGAGUUCUACUCGGUGGUUCCAUACACGUACAUAUAUACAUAUAUAUAAAUACAUAUAUACAUACAGAUUACGUCUCAACGUAAACUAAAUAUAUACACAUUACACAUAUAUACAGUACAGAGACGUAAGUGAUAGAGUGGCCCGGUUAACAGUCGGUUCGAAAGGAGCCGGCACACGACUCGAGUUGGGGGAUCGUGACUGUAAACGAUCGAACGUUUCAGCGAAACGGUGUGUUAAAUGACGAGGUGGCCUAAGAGGUGGAGGUGGUGGUGGCCCGAUACGUGGUAAAACGCUCCGGACGAGAUUCGGGGAAAAGGACGGUCGCCACCAGACGGGGAAGAAGCGACAGCGGCGUGGCAGAUGAGAUGUGAAGCACGAGGACUACGCGGCGUGGAGCUGGCAGGAGCGAAGGCGGAAGUUAAGAAGCCAAAGCUGCCGAAGGCGGUCGCAGGGGCGGCGGUAGCUCGAGGGGGCACCUGGCGGGGGCCGCCUGAGAUGACGACCCUGCGACGGGGUAUCGUGGCACCCCGGUACAACACUUACGUCCUGGUUUCGCUGAUCGGACUAUUGCUUCAGACCCAGUCCGCCACGGGCGGCAUAUGCUGGUCUUCCAUCAGUAACGGUCGUUGUAAGGAAUUGUUGUCACAAGGAGUGACGAAGGAAGAUUGUUGCGCGUCGAACGCAGCGGCAGCGACCGCAUACUCCGAGGAAGACCUCGAUAGUGGAAGUCUCUUUUUCUGGAAGGUACUUGGAGGAGGUGUCCAGUGUCGUCCUUGCAGAGAAAGCUGUACGGAAGUAAGGUGCGAGGAAGGGAAGAAGUGCGUGGUGCGUAGAGGAAGACCAAGGUGCGUGUGUAGUCCUGAGUGCAAGGCACCAAGAGGAGGAGGUCCAGUUUGUGGGACAGACGGCAAGAGCUACAAAAAUUUGUGCAGACUGAAGAAACGCGCUUGCAAGAAAGGAAGCCACGAACUAGCGGUUGCCUAUAACGGCCACUGCCAAAGUUCGUGCGCACGAGUCCGGUGCGGCCAAGGCCGGAGCUGCGUGCUGGACCAGAACCUGAGCCCGCACUGCGUGAGGUGCGCCCGCAGGUGCCCCCAGCCGCCCCCGCAACAGCGAGCCGCCGCACGCCCCGUUUGCGGGGCCGACGGAAACACCUACAAGAGUGCCUGCCACCUGCGACUUGCCGCCUGCCGCGCAGGUCGCGCCAUUCCCGUCGCCUAUAAGGGCCACUGCAAACAGAACGCAGACUGUACAACGAUUCGUUGUCGCGAGGGGCAGACGUGUCUAUCGGAGAUGAAGUCGGGUCGACCACGUUGCGUGACCUGUACCUAUCGUUGUCCCCGGAAGCGGGAGCGCGUCCGGAACCGGACACACCGUGAUCGAGAUCCAUCGGCAACCAUGUUGUGUGCCACCAACAAUAUCACCUAUCCAAGCUGGUGUCACAUCGUCAAGGACGCCUGCGCUACCGGCUUCGUCCUCGAGACGCGACACGCCGGCCCCUGCAACGCCUACGACACCUCUCCUCUCUAUAUCGAGGAGGACAACACCUCGAGCAACUACGGCGUCGAUCUGGCGGAUGAGGACGCGAGAUUCGAGGACGCCGAAUCCCUCUCGUACAACGGGCAGACGCAUCGUUCUUUGGCGUUGUCGUAGCGCGCGAUCGAUCGAUCGAUCGGUCGAUCCUGUUCGCCAACACGACACGAGUCGUAGAUUUCUCCAUAGGUGCUCGCUCGAAGGAACCACGCGGAUAGGUGAAACGUGUCGCAAACGGAGAGAUAUCCUUCGAUCCAUUCGCGAAUCUACGAACGAUUCACGCGGAUAAUCGAAAAGUAAACAGAUAAAAUUCAUUCGUUCGCGGAUCUACGUGGCCGAUCGAAGAAUAAUAAGUUAAAAUUCAUCAAUUCGCGGAUCUACGAACGAUCGACGUGGGCGAUCGAAUAAAAUCGAUCGAAGAAUAAAAUUCAACGUAAAAGAAUCCGACGACUACCGCGUCCAAUUCUCUAGAACCGAUCUAGAUCGUAUUAAGGAAAUGUCACGCGAGAUAUCGUGUGAAUUUCCGCUCGAACUUCCGGAGAACUCGAGGAACCACGCGUAACAGACAUGUUCGCGCUUCCUCUUCGCUGGUUAUACAAGAGCGUACAUAUAUGAACGCCAUUAAAAUCGCGUGGAUGCACGAGCGGCGAGAUUCGUGCCGGAUAAUGUAGAUUAAGGGCAGAUCAGUAUUCUUUUCUCCGUUUUCGGGAGGAUUUCGAGGUUUCGCAGGUUCGUUCGCGUACAAGUGACGAUUUCUUUUUGUUUUUUUUUUUUUUUUUUUUUUUCAUUCGAAAGGAAGCGGAAAACUGGCGAAUCGAGACUAAUUUAACACUUUCGUGAUCGAAGCGCGCGAUUUGCUACCAGUCGGGAGCCAUUCGCGCAAGUUUGUAUCUAUUGUCUCGGUGUACAUAAGUAUUUCACGAGUUUAACGCAGACAAUUGUGUAAGAAAUUGAUUAUCUCGCAUUUUGAGAACGUUUGAUAGUGUUGUCGGUUGUACGAAUACAAAAAUAUUUGAACUUUUUAAAUUUCCAUAGUACUUUCUGUGAAAAAAGUAUUUUAGAAGUAUCAUUGGUGAAUUUAUUAUAAAGAUAAAGUGUUUCUCCGAUGUUUUUAAGAGUACAAUGUUGGUGUAUAUGUUAACUCCGGUCGAUGAAAAUCACUAUUAUAAUAUAGAUAGUGUACGAAUUAAGCGAAGUUGUAAAUUGCUGUAAGUAUUGUUUCGUCAUCUGCUUUCUUUCUUUUGCCUUUUUAGCGUUAUUUUUAUUCGGAACAGUUUUAAUCGAUAAUGUACCACAGUGUUCUUUUGUAUUAAUUUAUUAUAAUGUUAAUUAAUUUAUUGUUCGAAAUAAUAUGAAUAAACGAAGUCUGAUUGGAAAA